Messenger RNA from Neospora caninum, 2385 nucleotides. Its product is annotated as putative protein kinase. Gene Ontology annotation, cellular component: cytoplasm; nucleus. Lineage: Eukaryota; Apicomplexa; Conoidasida; Eucoccidiorida; Sarcocystidae. The transcript has 3 exons. Gene Ontology annotation, biological process: mitotic DNA damage checkpoint signaling; protein phosphorylation. Gene Ontology annotation, molecular function: ATP binding; protein serine/threonine kinase activity. The record is from RefSeq and is a predicted model, not a curated record. The coding region runs from base 1 to 2385 and encodes 794 amino acids.
AUGUUGACAGUGUCAAAUAGCACGUCGGACAUGCCGAGCACUCCCCUGCGGAGUGCAGGGGGUCAUGCCGCUCACGCUUCGCCGCUGUCGACUCCGACGGGCCAGCGCGUCGGAGACAAACCCGCUUCGCAUGGGUGGAACAGCAGCGGGAGUGUGUCGAGUGUAGAGGACGGCGUCUCCUACGAGGGGCACAUCGGCUCCGUCUCCGCGCACCAGAAGCGUUUUCGUGCGCAGACGCGCAACGUCUCGGGAACCAAGAGCACCGGAUCCACAAAAAAGGGACCGUCGAGCGUGUCUGCGGAAAGCGCCGGAACCCACAUCGUUCGGGGCCUCCUCGCAGCCGCCAACGCGGGCCAGAACAAUGGCGCGUGCUGGCCCGACAGCAGGGUCCUCCCCUUUGGCGCGAGCGGGGCGUCUGCAGCUGGGGCUUUGAAUUCAAGUGUUGUCUCAGAUCCUCGCUUCUUCCUGCAUGCAAAGACGCCCGAGUCGAUGUGCAAAAACGGAGGCGCUUCACAGCCUGUCUGCGGAACAGGAAGCACGCGUGUCGGAACUCACCUGACGACGCCUGGGAGCUCUCAGCACACCCUCGCAGAUCUCCAUGGCGGGCUGCCAAGCGACUCUGCCGUUGGUGCAGUAAGACGUGCGCUGGACCAGUGGUUCGGUGUCAGCAGCAGCGGCUCGGACUCCGGCACCGGCGCCUCUGGCGCUGUUCUGGGAAGCUCACGAAGUCAUCUUAUCACUGAGGCCAUGCUGGCAGCUGGUGGCGUCGCGGCUCUUGGAGGCGGCGACCCAGCAGCCAGCUGGCCGCCGACCCCUUUCGUGGGAGGCGGCAACACGGCGAGGGGGGAGCGCGCCACGGCGAGUCCUCCUUCCUCCGUCGCUGGACCAUGCUCUGGCACCUCGGUUUCGUGUCGAAGCUUCUGCCGAGGAGCCUCCUGCGAUGCUGGCAAGAAGGCCUCCGAGCAGUCAAAGCACGCGCUCGGGUCUAGUCAAACGCACGCCAAGUCGUCCGACGUCACCCUUUCGGGUCUCUCGUCCUCUCAAGGCACUGUAUCCUCGACGAAGAGGAGUGCACAGCCAAAAACGUCUGGCCCGAAGGUGGCGACAGACAGUAUUGUCCCGGCAGCUGAGCCAGGCAGCUUGCCACUUUACCGAGGGCCAGAUCCUCUUCCUACGUGCCUGUACCGUCGCUUGUACGACCCGCUGGGGCCAGUCAUGUUUUCCUUUCCGCCGCUUCAAGGUGCACAGCAUGCGCGAGCUGAGAUUCGCUUGUGGCCGCGAGACGUGGAUCGCGUGAUUUCCCAAAACAGCAGCAAGCGCAAAGUCCACAGAGCUGUCUGGCUUUCUCCGGUUGAGCCGAAGAUUGCUUUUCCUGUGGCAUUAAAGUUCGUCGAGGAUGGAAACAUUCGUGACGGCCGGAGCAUCAAGAGAGAGAUUGAGUGUCACUUGUACAUUUACCAGAGACUGGGCCAGCUGAUGGCAGGCAAGACGUACAAUCGGUUGGAGGAUGCUUGGCCUUGUGCUGAGAUGUUUGGCUACUAUCUGGACAAGAAAAAUCCGGGGAUGUCUGUUUUGGUGACUCGGAAAUUGUCGGGUCCCGAUUUCUUUGAUGUGAUCCGCACGGAACACACGUCCACCUUCAAUGCUCGCACAGCGCUUCUGUACGAACAGCAUAAGCUGCAGUGGUGUCUGCUUGCGAUGGAGCGCAUCGCGCAGUACGGCCGCUUGGGAAUUCGCCACAACGACAUCAAGCCGGACAACAUUGUGUUGGAUUUCUACGCCACUCCGGACUCGAAUGAGCGUCUUCUCGACGUGAAACUCAUUGAUCUGGGGACGGCGUCAAUGCAGCAUGCGAAGGACUUCACCGGAGGGACGUCCUGGUACGAAUCUCCGGAACAGAAAGUUCUGGAAUUCCACACAAAGAAGCAGAGAAAUCUGGAGGCGGCGAAGCAGAUCAACAUUGGCCUUCCCUCUGACGCAUGGGGCGCUGGACUCUCGAUUACAGAGGUCCUUAUGGGACGUCGUGUCGUCGACGUUAUGAAGCCUCCUCUGGGGCCCGGUCCUCUGGAUUUCCGCGGAACCGAAGGCUGGGUUGUGGAGCCCAAAGACUGGGUCCACUGCGCCCGUCAGGCCCUCGGUCUAGACCGCGAACACCAGCGCUUCCCUCUUUGUGCGGAGGCGGCUCGCCUUGUCUUCUCCAUGCUUGUGCGGCCCAAGCCGACCAUGCGCGCUACCGUUGAAGACGUGCUGCCCCAUCUUCGACUCUUUGCAGACGAAGCGACAUUCCAGGCGAUGAGAAAAUACCACGAUCCAGCCCCCAACUGCGAAACGAACGGCAACUCGAUGCGCGGUUCCGGUGUCCCUACGUUCUCGCAUCAAUCCUAA